Drepanopeziza brunnea f. sp. 'multigermtubi' MB_m1 is the source of this 1269-nucleotide messenger RNA. NCBI's taxonomy places the organism in Eukaryota, Fungi, Ascomycota, Leotiomycetes, Helotiales, Drepanopezizaceae. The record is from RefSeq and is a predicted model, not a curated record.
AUGUCGAACACCGACUUCCUCGGGCGCGCCAUAGACGUGGUCAAAAAGGCCAUCGAGGCAGAUACGGCGGCAGAAUACGACAAGGCAUACCAAUUAUACUAUCAGUCUCUGGAGCUCUUCAUGCUGGCACUGAAAUGGGAGAAGAAUGCAAAAUCCAAGGAGAUGAUCAGGGCGAAGGCGGGCGAGUACAUGGAGCGGGCUGAGAAGCUCAAGGCGCACCUAGCAGACGCGGACGGGAAGCACAAAAAACCUGGAAUGGUGGGCGCAAAUGGCAGCAGUACGGGCGGAGGCGGCAAGGGCAAGGACGGAGAGGAAGAAGUCGACGCUGAUAGCAAGAAGCUGAGAUCUGCGCUCGCCGGAGCCAUUUUGCAGGACAAGCCGAAUAUCAAGUGGGAGGAUGUUGCUGGUCUUGAGGGGGCGAAGGAGGCGCUGAAGGAGGCUGUUAUUCUGCCUAUCAAGUUCCCGCAUCUGUUUACGGGCAAGAGACAGCCGUGGAAGGGUAUUCUGCUUUACGGCCCUCCUGGUACGGGUAAGAGUUACCUGGCGAAAGCUGUGGCUACGGAAGCGAACAGCACGUUCUUCAGUGUUAGCAGCUCUGAUUUGGUCAGCAAGUGGAUGGGAGAGAGUGAAAGAUUAGUGAAGCAACUGUUUGCCAUGGCCCGGGAGAAUAAACCCUCUAUCAUCUUCAUCGAUGAGGUGGAUGCUCUGUGUGGUCCUCGGGGUGAAGGAGAGUCCGAAGCCUCUCGUCGUAUCAAAACAGAAAUGCUGGUACAAAUGGACGGUGUAGGCCGUGACAGCAAGGGUGUUCUCGUGCUCGGCGCAACGAAUAUCCCAUGGCAACUCGAUGCUGCUAUUCGUCGUCGUUUCCAACGACGUGUCCAUAUCUCCCUACCAGACUUGCCGGCACGGACAAAGAUGUUCGAGCUCAGCGUGGGAACCACACCCUGCGAGCUUACCGGCGCCGACUUCAGGACAUUGGGAGAGUUGAGUGAAGGGUAUUCUGGAAGUGACAUUAGCAUCACAGUCCAGGAUGCUCUCAUGCAACCCGCCAUGGACAACGGCGUCGAGAAGUUAACACCAUGUUCGCCCGGCGACGCUGGAGCAAUGGAGAUGUCCUGGACCCAAGUCGACUCUGACAAGCUUCUCGAGCCUCCCUUGCUCCUCAAGGACUUCGUCAAGGCAGUCAAGGGCUCAAGACCGACGGUGUCGCAAGAGGAUAUCAAGCGCAGCGAAGAGUGGACAGCGGAGUUCGGUAGUGAAGGAGCAUAG